UAGUCCUGCGUCCUGCGCCCUUUCCUAAGCGCCGAUCGCAUCCACACUCGUCCUCGCCUCUUCGUGCGCUGAUAAGAAGCCUCGACCGCUGCACAGGUAGCAGCAACGUCGACAGCUGGCGCUCCCUAGCUGUUUCAGUGGUGUCGCCGAACCUCGUGGCCUUUUCCGAGAAUCGGUGUCCCGGCCGGCAAGCAGGGCAAGCUUCUCGUGGUCUUUGAUUUCUCAUCCUUGGCAUCCCCGUCGUCAUCCACUACAGCAGCCAUAGCACAGGUCCAUUCGCCAACGCCGACUCUGGGUGCAGAAAGCGUAUCUACUCGCUCAUCCUGUUGGAGGCAUCCAUACCGCCAAGAUGUCCCACGAUUCGCCCACUUUCUCGUCUACGCACCCGGCGCAUAUUCUCGCCUCGCUCAACCUCUCAGCCAACAACAACAGAGGUAACAGCAACGGCAAUAACAGCAAUGGCCUUGCUCACCAAGGCGCAGGGCCUUCUACCUCAUCCUCCUCUUCACAACUCUUCUUUCCUUCUGGUUCGAAUCAGCCGUACUACACUGUGGAUCCAUACAACACCACUCACGCAGCGGCCGGCACCGGCACAAGUGCAGCCAGCGGCCUGUCCCCCGCGGCUUCUUCUACCGGCUCUGUACGCUCUCAAAGUCAGGCAGGCAAUCAAGCCAGUGCAAGCGGCGCAAAGACCAAGAGGAAGGGUAAGGAAGCUCAAGGGGGAAAGAGCCCUACAGCGGCGCUGGAUGGCGAGGAUGACGACGACGGAGAGGGAGGCGGUGAGAAGAAGAAGAGGCGGAGGAGGGUCGUGGUCGCCUGUGACACGUGUAGAAGGAAGAAAGUCAAGUGUAGGGGACUGCCCAAUGCUACCUCGACGUGCGACAACUGCACAGCAUACAACUACAAGUGUACCUUCUCUGCCGACCAAGAUCGUUCUCGAGGCAAAUACGAAAUUCUCGAGUCCAAGGCCGAAACUCUUCUAGCAGCGCUACGGUCUGUAGCUCCUCACCUAGCAGAAGAAUAUGAGAGGGGGCAGCUCAACAUCACUGGUCCAAGUGGCAGCAGCCGACAUCCGAAUGAAGAUUGGACAGGGCUCGAGAGGGCGCCUCAGCCAGCUCCUGCCCAGACUGGCACCGAAGGCUUGCGCAGGCCUUCCAAGGUGUUUGCUGGGAGCGCACCUGCAGGACCUCGUCUUGGUGCCUCAGCAUUCGAAGUGGCAACGAUACUGCCACCUCUGCCAGCAGCAUCUCGUCCAAGCCUCCCUUCGAUACGCUCUUUAGCGGGCCCUUUUCAUGCUGGAGCCCGCAUUGGUCCUAUGGUCCCAGAUCUGGAGGACGGUAGGCCGAGGUUCUAUGGUAGAAGCUCGACGCUGAGCCACUUUCACGCUCUUGAUAGUCGUCCACCCUCGGUCAGUCCGCCGCCGGAGCAAAGGAGCAACGGAGCUGAAUCCGCCGUCGAUGAAGGGACGAGUACGCUGCUCGACAAAGACAUCUUCAUCAGAGGCAGCACUCGCCCCGGUUCUGGGACAACAAUGAGGCCACCUUCAAGUGGUUUGAAGCGCGGCGGGGCGAUCAACAAUCCUGCUACGCCCAAGCGCACCAGCGAACACAAGCUCGGGCCAGGCACCCAAGCCCUGUACCCGAGCAAUUCUCGAGAAUGGGUUCAUCUGCUUAGAAGGAAGAAUACCGUGGCUGUUGGCCGAGACGAUAUCUGUUCGGACGAGUGGUUUACGAGGCACAUGCUGCCAUCCAACGACUUGGUAUUUCACCUCCUCGAUGACAUCUACUUCCCACAUCUACACCCGCUCUUGCCGAUCAUCCAUCCACCUACCUUCCGGAGAGACAUCCGGAACAAUAGAGCUUCGCACGACACGGCUUUCAGGGGACUUGUAUUCUGUAUCAUGACAAUCUCUUCGAGGUUCUCUGACGACCCUCGAGUGCUAGCAGAUCCCGAGGACCCCUUUUCUGCAGGUGAUCAUUGGGCAGCUGGCAGCAGGCUGUAUCAUCAAGCAUUCGCAGCCAGCCUCAUCAACGUGCAGGUUCUUCUCUUGACUGCUACGUUCAUGCAUGCCAGUAUUGGGCCAGGCUCAUCGUGGACGAUUCUGGGAACAGCCAUUCGAGCUCUCCAAGACAUUGGCCUACACCAGGAACGAGCGAAUGCAGACUUCACUCCUUUUGAUCAGGAGAUGCGGAGGAGGACCUUCUGGUCGAUCUUCAUCCUGGACUGCAUCUUUGCUGUGUGCCUAGGUAGGCCGAAUGCAUUGCAACUGGAUGACUGUAAUGUCCACCUGCCCCUUGACGUCUCCGAUGAAGAGUUGUCGGAAUGCGAGAGCAGUGGACAGCCUAUGGCAACCUCAUCUCGUGCGUCGGAUGAGGUGAAGAUUGAGGCCAAGGAUGGGGAGACCCGACUACCGAGACCUGGUGUAGCCUCUGGCUUCCGUCAUAUGGUCAAACUCAACCUCCUCGUACACGAUGUGGUCAAGAUACUGUACUCCCAUAGGAGGACCAGCGGCCAACCUGAUUGGCUGGCUCACCCUGGAGUCGGUCCGGUAGACUCUGGCGGCGAGCAAGAUAGCUCUCGGGACGAUGACAAGGGUGAGGGAAGCAAGGGAAAGAACAAGGGCGCCAAAUCAUCAUCUCUCAAGAAGCCCGAAUACAAGGCCAUGGCUCAACUCUGCAAGCGUCUGGAUGAGUGGGUCGCUGAGACGCCUGAACACUUGCAAGACCUCGCCACAAGUCCCUUCAAGCUUCAAGCAGGCAUUGUCUCCUGCGGGCGGCACGACAUCCGUCUCUACAUCCUCAAGCCUUUCCUGCCCGACCCAUUCCUCUACAACAUGCUACGACCGCAGUGCACAGCCCACGCGCGAGCUUGCUUGACCACUGUACUGGACUUGUAUGAAGGAGGACAUCUGAACAACAUGGUCUUCGUUUUCACCCAAGCCUUCAUGAGCGCAGUCACCUUCCUGCUCACCGUAUGGCACGUCACUCAAAACGUCAAGGAUCUUCUGCCAGACGCUGGGCUGAUCGAGAGGACAGCGAUGAUGAUGACGAUGGUUUUCGAUGACAGGUAUUGCUCAGCCGUGUUCAAGAAGGCGUGGAGAGUGUUGCAGCGCAUUGCAACCCGGCUGUUGCCUGCUCUCAACGGGGAGCAGAGGGCCAGGCUGCAACAGUGGGCUUUCAAAGAUUCGCAGUCGUCUACUGAAGCAGAGCCUUCGGUCACCCAGGAGCAAACUGGCUAUUCUAUCCCACAAGCAUCAACCGCCCUCUCACCUUCGGGCCUGCACAACGCCUCUCCGCUCUCCCACGAGCGCCGUGGCUCGACCUAUAAUCAGACCGCCAGCGGAACAGGAGGGCCGUACAAUGUUGCUUCCUCUAAUGUCGCAAAUUUCCCUGGCUCACAAGGUGGUCCUUCUGGAAUCUAUACUCGUACGAAUGGCCCGGCCCUUUACCCUUGGCAAGCUGGCGGCACAGCGAGCACCUCUCGCUCAGGCGCUGGCGCUGGUGCCUCGACACGUUCUCUCACCUCGAGUCGACCAGGCUCGGGUGCCACAUCCCCUACCAUGUUCACCUUGGAGCACUGGAAGGCAAACGGAGGACUGGCAGGAAACCAAAGCCGUGGUCAAUCGCCGACUGGACACAAUGUGGCCUACACGCAAUUUGCCCAGCGUCUCUUGGGAAGCACUGGAAGCGUGACUGGACAGGGCUUCGGCACUACGGACAACACCUGGCCGCAAGCUUCUGGCUCUGGCUCAGGUUUCCAGAGCUACAAUUCCCCAAGUCGAGAUCGUAUGGCGUCUCUCACCGAUCCCUUCUCGCAGAGCAACGCCGAGGUCAACUACGGUGAUGCCAAUGGGAUCCUCGGCACCGGGUCCGGCGGGUUCGGAACGGACGACGUCAAUCUGGAUUUCUUCAAGCUAUUUGAAAUGGCAGAGAACGAUACAGCGGAUUUCCAGACCAGUGCUAUGUCUGCUCAGCUGGGCGGCCAAGUAGCUGCUGGCGGUGGAGCGGGUGCAGAAGGUGGAGGAAAGGCGGGUGAGCAGAGAUCCGAUGCUUGGCAAGAGGAUUUCCUGCAAUUCCUCUCGGGCUUUGACCUGCCUACGAAUGUUGCUGUGAGCGAUCUCACUGGGAGGGACGCUCCUGCAGGACUAGACAAAUAGAGAUCGACGGUGAUAGGGGACAGUGUGGCCAGAGAAGGCUGCCGGAAAGGGUAUACGUAUAUGUCAUCUGAAGUUUGCUGUACCAUGUCAUCAGUCUCGCCUCUUGUGGACCGACGCCUAGGUGCAUGACAAUACAUGACUCUCAUAGUGUCUCAGCUUGACACAGCAAAAGAA
Messenger RNA from Microstroma glucosiphilum, 4330 nucleotides. RefSeq lists its product as hypothetical. The coding region runs from base 350 to 4156 and encodes 1268 amino acids. Gene Ontology annotation, biological process: DNA-templated transcription; regulation of DNA-templated transcription. NCBI's taxonomy places the organism in Eukaryota, Fungi, Basidiomycota, Exobasidiomycetes, Microstromatales, Microstromataceae. The transcript has 2 exons. The record is from RefSeq and is a predicted model, not a curated record. Gene Ontology annotation, molecular function: DNA binding; zinc ion binding; DNA-binding transcription factor activity, RNA polymerase II-specific.